Priceomyces carsonii is the source of this 1461-nucleotide messenger RNA. RefSeq lists its product as uncharacterized. Lineage: Eukaryota; Fungi; Ascomycota; Pichiomycetes; Serinales; Debaryomycetaceae. The record is from RefSeq and is a predicted model, not a curated record. Gene Ontology annotation, molecular function: protein binding. Gene Ontology annotation, cellular component: nucleus. The transcript has a single exon. Bases 1 to 1461 code for a protein of 486 amino acids.
AUGGAUUGGUACAAUCGUUCGAAGAGAAAUUCGAUAUCAGCUGGUGUUUCUUCUUCAUUUUCCCCCAGCUAUAAUAGCGAUGCGUAUUUCGGUCCAACACAAAUGUCCUCGUAUUAUGGAAACUACCACCCUUUGCUACCUCCAAGCUCUAAUCCAGGCUCCAAUCAAUCACCCUUGCCAUUAGAAAGAAAUUCAUAUUUCCUAUCAAAGCUUCCCCUAUAUUGCUCAGACUGGAUGUUCUCGAAUGGAGCAAACCUUGAUUGUAUAGCAUUAAGCUCAUAUAAGGAAGGCUUUACAAAUACAAUUCAGGUUGUCCAUGGACUAGGCUACGGUAAAGAGGCCAUGAUAAUGUGCGAGGAAGAUGGUACAUCUGGCAGCAUACUGCCUACUUUGUCUGAACCCCGAGUUCCAGAUGAUAAAAUAGAAGGGUUCGAUUUCCAUAAGGUUGCGGAAAUAGCAUUAGAUUAUCCUGUGACAAACAUACAGUGGGAUCCAUCGAUGCACAACUAUAAUAGUGGAUUUACAGAAAGAUUAGCAACAUCGUCAGAAGUCUUGAGGCUUUACAAGGUUGAGCAUGAUGUUCUUGACCACAAUAGUGACUACAAAUUAGCCCAAACACAUAUGUUAGUGAACAAUACUGCAAGUGGCACAUCCAAGGGUAGUGGAUAUGAUCUAGUCAAUAAAUAUCCACCUUUAACGUCUUUUGAUUGGAACAAGAGCGAUCCGCAUAUUAUAAUAACGUCAUCAGUGGAUACAACUUGCACCGUUUGGGAUCUUCACCGUUCGCACUCUGUACAAGAUACUACUCAACGUACUACUACAGACACCGCUACAGUCAAAACACAAUUAAUAGCCCAUGAUUCUGAGGUUUUUGAUGUCAAGUUUUUGCAUAACUCAACGAAUAUUUUUGCAUCUGUGGGCAAUGAUGGUUCUAUGAGAAUUUUUGAUUUGCGUUCACUAGAGCAUUCAACGAUCAUAUAUGAGCCCCCAGCUGUAAGUCUGAGUUCGUUGAAUGUACCCUUAUCUGCGGAGCCUCUCUCAAACCUGUUGCAUUCUAAAGCAUUGCUAAAAGUGUCAUGCUCUAAUGUCGAUCAGCAUCAUUUAGCAACUUUUGGCGUCAAUUCGAACCAAAUACUCAUCAUCGACAUGCGUAUGCCAGGUGUACCAGUUGCGAAUAUAGAUGGCUCACUGGGAUCUACCUCAACUGCAAGUAUAAAUUCUAUUAAGUGGCACCCUACCUCAAACUUACUACUCUCUGGUGGUGACGAUUGUCAAGCCUUGGUCUGGGACUGUAAUGCGCUCCUGCAGCCAAAUCCGGCUUCGGAAGUGACUGCUAUUAUUGAUACACCUGUAUUUGCCUACGAGGAAGAUUUGGAGGUCAAUAACGUCUGCUGGCGGAUGGAUAAAGGUAAUUGGGUAGGCGUCGUAAGCGGCAAAGGAUUUCAAGCUGUUCUGAUAUAG